Anas platyrhynchos (mallard) is the source of this 4167-nucleotide messenger RNA. RefSeq names its product synaptotagmin 11 (gene SYT11). Gene Ontology annotation, biological process: calcium ion-regulated exocytosis of neurotransmitter; vesicle fusion. Gene Ontology annotation, cellular component: exocytic vesicle; axon; plasma membrane. The record is from RefSeq and is a predicted model, not a curated record. Lineage: Eukaryota; Metazoa; Chordata; Aves; Anseriformes; Anatidae. Gene Ontology annotation, molecular function: phosphatidylserine binding; calcium ion binding; clathrin binding.
GUCCCGGGGCCGGGCGGGGCGUGCGCUGCAUCGGGACCAGUCGGCAGCUCCUGCAUCCCGGGCGAGGAGCAUCCUCCGGGCGGGGGCCGGUACCGCGGCGCCUCCGCACCGGGUUCCGCAUAUUCGGUCACUCCGGCUUAUCCCGGACCAUGGCGGAGAUCACCACCGUCCACCCCAGCUUCGAUGUCUCUCCAGUUGUGGCAGGCCUCAUUGGUGCUACUGUCCUUGUGGUUUCUGUCUCAGUAACAGUUUUUGUGUGGACAUGCUGUCACCAGCAAUCAGAAAAAAAGCACAAAACCCCACCAUAUAAGUUCAUUCACAUGUUGAAAGGCAUCAGUAUCUAUCCGGAGACCUUGAGUAACAAGAAGAAAAUUAACCGAAUCCGGAGAGACAAGAACGGCACUCCUAAGGAGACUGGAAGGGGAAACAUUUUGGUGGAUGCUGCUGAAUCUGGUUUAAUAGGGUCUGAUAAAGCUUCAGAUGGGCCAAAUGCAGCUCCCCACAUUGAUCAGCUUCCAAUAAAAGUAGAUUAUGGAGAUGAACUAAGUCCAGAUCAAAGCCUCACCCCGGGAGGAAGUAAAACUUCCUCCCCGUCUUCUCCAGGGGAUGAUGUCAUGUUGGGAGAACUGACUUUCUCAGUGGACUACAACUUUCCCAAAAAAGCACUGGUAGUUACCAUUCAGGAGGCUCAUGGGCUACCAGUUAUGGAUGAACACACUCAGAGCUCUGACCCGUACAUCAAGAUGACAAUUCUUCCAGACAAAAGGCAUCGAGUGAAGACUCGUGUCCUUCGCAAGACGCUGGACCCAGUCUUUGACGAAACCUUCACCUUCUACGGGAUCCCCUACAGCCAGCUCCAGGAUUUGGUGCUUCACUUCCUGGUGUUGAGCUUUGAUCGCUUUUCUCGAGAUGAUGUGAUUGGAGAAGUCAUGGUGCCUCUUGCGGGAGUGGAUCCCAGCACUGGGAAGGUUCAGCUGACCAGGGAGAUUCUCAAAAGGAACAUACAAAAAUGCAUUAGCAGAGGAGAGCUGCAAGUCUCACUGUCUUAUCAACCUGUGGCGCAGCGAAUGACUGUUGUGGUGCUGAAAGCCAGACAUUUGCCAAAGAUGGAUAUCACUGGCCUCUCAGGUAAUCCCUAUGUUAAGGUGAACGUUUAUUAUGGAAGAAAGCGUAUAGCAAAAAAGAAGACUCACGUGAAGAAGUGCACUUUGAAUCCUGUCUUCAAUGAAUCCUUCAUUUAUGACAUCCCUGUCGAUCUCCUUCCUGACAUCAGCAUUGAAUUUCUAGUUAUUGAUUUUGACCGUACCACAAAAAAUGAAGUGGUGGGACGGCUGAUUUUGGGAGCACACAGCAUCACCGCAGCUGGUGUGGAACACUGGCGAGAGGUGUGUGAGAAUCCUAGAAAGCCAGUGGCCAAAUGGCACAGCCUGAGCGAAUACUAGCAGAGGUUGCGGCAGCAACUGACUCAUAGAACAGACUUAAACUUCGUUUUAGCUGUAGAACUAAACUUUUGUGAGCAGCAGCAGCUGAUCGGUUCUCUAGUGAUGUGAUUUUGCAGGGCACUAAAAUUCUAAAGAGCAUUAAAUUAAAAAAAAAAAUACCACAAAUAUAUAUAACAGUGUAAUCACGCUAUUGCAUGCCUAAUACAAACUGAAAUUAGUAUAACUACCAAUAUCAAGUUGCAGAUUUUAAUACAAUUAUCUGUCACUAUGGAAGUUGUGUUUGUGCCGAACUGUCUUUGCUGGUAUUCACCAAAAUUGGCCUGUCUUUUUUAGGCUUCUCCCAAAGUUUCUGAAUUCUGCUGUUUAACCUCUAGUUUCUUGUUAGUUUGCCUGCCCAUUGAUUCUUGCAGUUCUCUUCUUUACUGGUUUGGGAGUACCAACUGCAUUUUCAUAUAAAGGUGGUUUUGAAUUCUGCACUAAUGCAAAAGGAAAAUACAGGGGAAAAUGGCACUUUCCUUCAGAGAAAAAAAUAAUUAUCAGGUAUUAAAAUACUUACAUUGUGAUAUACUUGCUAUGGAGCUGUAAGGCUACAUCAAAGGUUUGCAUCUAAAAUUCAGACACCAACAAACUGAUCACUUUGCAUUUGCCACAUGGAAAUUAGCACAGACGUGAUCUUACAGAUUAUCAGAAUUGGAGGAACUCCACUAUAUUACAUUUUAUUUUACCCUGUCUGUGCAUGAAGGGCCUGAGAGAAACAAAAACUGGCAUCAUUGAUUCUUAAGGAAACUCUUGCUGAUUAUUUUAAACAUAAAAUCUGAAAUUCUACAUGAUUGGUAAGUUCUGUUGUAAUGGCGUAACACUGAGAUCAGAAAAUAGCUUGUGGAAAAGAGCUUUAAAGUGAAAACUUCACCAACCUUCUCUUAAAUUCAUAUCUGAGUGAAUUUGCAUUACAUAUGACAGCUCUCAAAAAAAAUAACUUAGGGCAAAGUCUGUCACUACAGAACAAAGUCUUCAAGAAGUUAAUUUUUAGGAUUUCAAAGCAGCUUGAGUUAGCUCUUAAACUGUGAAUAUGACUUAGAACAUGCUUACUAUCGCCUCCUCUGAAAUGUAAAAAAAUGUUACUUGAUAAAUACAACCUGCAGCACUUCAGGCUAUUAACCCUGAAUAGUCAGUAGUUUUGAACAGAAGUUCAUAAAGUUCCAGAAAUAUGAGUGAAGUUUGGAAAGAGCUGCAUUAGAUCUCACUGUAAACACACUAGCCUGACAUUUUUUUUUUAAUAUCAGAUUAAUAUCUGGGCAAGUGACAUGAUUUGGCUUCUUACUGCAUUCAAGCCAGGAAAGGAUGAUAAUUGGCAGCAAAUAAUGAAUUGUAAACAUUGCUGGUAAGCUGAGUGUAAAUAUUCAUAACAAGCUGUAGAAAUUCAAAUUAUUUCUGAAGUCUCCAGUGGAAAUAUAAAGCAGAACUGAGCUUGCGAAGAGGCAUGUAGAAGACUCCAGAUUUUCAGUAUUCAUUUAGUUGCAUCCAGGCAGCCAGUCUGUUCUGUGCCCUGUGGAAUGUAAAUAAUGUACCAUAAUUCAAAAAAAAAAAAAAAAAAAAAAAAAAAAAAAAAAAAAAAAGAUAAUUUAACUCAUUUACAGGUCUUGACUACUGAAUUUUAGAGCCCUCUUGGAAAAAUGAUCCUUUCCACCUUCUUACUUGUGAAAGUAGAAUAAUGGAGCAAGUCUUAGUUUUCUUUCCAACCAAAAUGUAAAGCAACCGCUGCUGGGAUGGCUCUUCAUGUGAACAGUUAGCACUUUGUUAGUUGCCAAUACUUUGCAUUCCUUCCUUAGAAAUUAUUUUUGGAAAGCUGAAUUUUCUCACUCAUAACGAGUUACUCAUAGAAACUUCCUUCUAGACAGUGUCUUUUAGCAACAGAAGUUGCAUUGAAUCUGAAGCUCUCUAUUUGUCACUCUUGCAUGGCAGAUGGAAGCGUGAACUUUUGUUAGUGAUUAAUUGAUCUUGAUCACAAGGAUUUUUGCCUGAGGUUAUAGUAGAUUUUAUCUUUGUCUUAAAUGCUUUCUAGCUCAUGGUCUAUUGGUGGCUUACAGCCACAAAGGACAAUUCUCCUUUGGAAACUGGUGUAGAUCUAUUUAACGCCUCAUUUUUGCACUAAGCAAUUGUGUUGCUGAAGUUUAGGAACUUUUCCUCAGAACUGUGCUUUCCAAUGCCGCUCCGAACACCUGAAUAGAACACACUAACAAACAAACAAAAAAAAGUUCCCUUUUUUCCUUCAGUGUGAAAAGCAUGCUUAAGCCUAGAUGAUCUGUAUAAGAUUCUUUUAGCUGAAAACGAAAGAUGAACUUCUUUGUCAAGGAAACAUGCUCAGGGUGAAUAGACGUAGGCGAUCGGGCAGGUAGAAGUAGCUCCAACACUUCUGGAAUAAUAGGAAACUGAAGAUGUGCAGAUAUAUAUAUUUUUAAAACGUAAAAUAGACAGUAAGUGACAGUGGACUCACUGUAAAAUCUCCCAGAUGUGGUUAUUCUUUACCUUGUGUCUUCUAUUGUAAAAUUAACUUGGACAGUUACAACUUUGUGUGAAAAAAAAAAAAGAAAAAAAGUCAAAAAACCUAACUCAACAUGUGUGAAACUGCAUAAUGCUAUAAGCUACUUGACAUUAUGUAAUGCUAUCUUGUAUGUUGAAUUUGUUAACGCACAUUGAGCGUACAAAUAAAAAUUAAAUCACUUUA